Messenger RNA from Mycena indigotica, 1767 nucleotides. Its product is annotated as WD-REPEATS-REGION domain-containing protein. Lineage: Eukaryota; Fungi; Basidiomycota; Agaricomycetes; Agaricales; Mycenaceae. Gene Ontology annotation, biological process: rRNA processing. The coding region runs from base 1 to 1767 and encodes 588 amino acids. Gene Ontology annotation, cellular component: nucleus. The transcript has 5 exons. The record is from RefSeq and is a predicted model, not a curated record. Gene Ontology annotation, molecular function: protein binding.
AUGGUCGUGGUUUUUGCCAGAAAGGCAGGUGGGUUACCAAAUGUGGAUGUGUCACAACAACAAAAUUUUGUUUCCUCCCGUUCUGCCAUGAGCAGCCUCAUCUCGGCGGUUUCGUGGGUGCGCCGAGGUGUGGCGGUUCAGCACCCUACGAAAUAUGUGCUGGACGAUAAAGAGCUGGAGCGCGUCAGUGCACUGGAGAGGAUUGAGGUUGAGGAUGCAAAGAAAGAGCUUGAGAGAGCGCAUAAGGCUGCUCUGGCAAUGGGAAAGAGGGAAGAGGGCGAUGAAGCAGAUGAUGCUGUGGAUGAAGACGGGAAUGAAGAGGACUGGGUUGAUGAACCCAGUGACGAGGACGCAAUGGAUGUGGACUCUGGUGUCAAAAAAAGAGAUCCCAAUGAUCUUUCAGAAUACAACUUGGACGAUUACGAUGCAGAGGAAGACGAUAUUGCCACAGCUGCUGGACCAUUUAGCAACAUAAAAGGACUAACCUACUACCAGAAUGACGAAGAUGACCCCUAUAUCACACUCAAAGAGGACGAUAAUGCCGCUGAGCGCGAGGAACUCGAGGUUCUACCAACGGACAAUCUUCUUGUCGUUGCCAAAACAGAGGACGAGAUAUCGCAACUCGAAGUCUAUGUCUAUGAGGAAUCAGAAGACAACCUUUAUGUUCACCACGACCUCAUGCUGCCCAACUUUCCGCUCUGUCUCGAGUGGCUGGAUUUCCCGCCCACCACUGCUGGCACUUCAUCCUCCCCUGCCGCUCCGUUUGGAAACUACAUUGCGGUUGGCACUCUCGAUCCCGAAAUCGAAAUCUGGUCGCUUGACGUGUUGGACGCGAUGUACCCUACCUCUGUUCUUGGCCGACCGGACGAAACACAGGCCCAUGUUCCUAUACCACUUGGAACCGGAAAGAAGAAGCGCAAAAAGACUAAGCAUCGGAGCUCGACUACCAGUCACCACGUCGACGCGGUGCUUGCACUGAGCUGGAACAAAACCCAUCGAACAUUACUUGCGAGUGGUAGCGCUGACAGAACCGUAAAGUUAUGGGACUUGAGUCGUGAUCCAAGUAUCAAUGGCGAGGGUGGAGGGGCAAUUCGAAGCUUUGAUCUCCACACGGACAAAGUUCAGGCAGUCAGGUGGAACGAGAAGGACCCAAGUGUGUUAUUGACUGGGAGCUAUGACCGUACCGUCCGGACUUUCGACACCAGAACACCAGAUAGUGGGGUUGCAGCAGUGGUUGGAAGCGAUGUCGAGGCUAUGAAAUGGGACCCCUGGGAGGAUUCUGGUUUCUAUGUAUCGCUCGAAAAUGGUAUGGUCCUCAACUUCGAUGUCCGCAAAAUGUCGUCAGAUCUGAAUCAACCAUCGCCUGCCCGUUUCACGCUUUCAGCCCACGAUGGUGCUGCUUCUGGCCUCGACAUCAACCCCCAUAUUCGUGGUUGCAUCGCUACAGGUGGAAACGACAAAGUUGUCAAAGUGUGGAACGUCCAAGAUGACCAAAAGAAUGUCAGUCUCGUGACUUCAAGGGACUUGGGUGUAGGCAAAGUGUUUUCGGUCGCGUUUUCACCAGACGACCCGCUCACUUUGGCCGCCGCGGGGAGCAAAGCGAAGUUGCAGAUUUGGGAUGUUGGCGCCAAUAUGGGAGCACGAAAAGCGUUCGGGGCCAAGUUGAAAGAAGCGGGUAGGGUGUUGAGGGAGAGAGAGGCUGGCGAUGGUCAGGGUGGCGUAGUCGGUGUUGCGAGCGACGAUGAAGAGAGUGGGGAUGAGGAAUAA